Molecule: messenger RNA, 1600 nt
Organism: Cylas formicarius (sweet potato weevil)
Lineage: Eukaryota; Metazoa; Arthropoda; Insecta; Coleoptera; Brentidae
Product: odorant receptor 45b-like
Exons: 7
Coding region: 1-1185 (394 amino acids)
Biological process (GO): sensory perception of smell; detection of chemical stimulus involved in sensory perception of smell
Cellular component (GO): plasma membrane
Molecular function (GO): odorant binding; olfactory receptor activity
Source: RefSeq, a predicted model, not a curated record
AUGGGGGCGGAUUGCGAGCUCUUCUAUCAUGCUAGGAUCAUGAUGGUGCUAUGCGGCAUUUGGAGACUGGAAUUACACAACAGCACAAAUUUUUUUAAAGCCGCUUAUCCGUUCUAUUCUGUCGUAAUACAAAUAAUGUAUUCACUAACUCCUUUGUUGUUGGGAGCAAAUUUGCCAAAUUUAUUUAGAACGGACCUGACUGCAGCCCUAGAAACGGUCUCAAAAUUUCUAUUUUCUGGCCUGCUGGUUAUUAAAGCAUCGAUGUGCCAAUCGAAAAAAAUCGUUAACGUUAUUUCCAUAGCACUAAAGAAGGAGGCGGAGACGUACAUAAACGACGAGUGUCAAAUCCGAAAAAUUUAUCACAGCCACGUAACGUUUUGCAAUUCGUUAACUAAAUUCUCCUACGCAUGCGCAGUUGGCGGCGUUGUACUCCACUGGGAAUUCGGAAUAGCGGACAGUUAUGCGUUCUAUAGAUCACAAAGGGAUAGUAAUCAAACAGUCGAUAAGCCUUUGCCGCUUCAUUUCUGGUAUCCAUUCGAUAAAAACAAAUUCCACAUUUGGGUUUUACUGGAUCAGUUAUGGCAAAUAGUUUUAACGGUGUGGUACACCACCGCGUUCCAGAUCUUUAGCAAUUCUUUGCUAAUUUUUUUGAGAGCGCAACUGAAAAUAUUCCAGCAAUAUUUUAAGAGCUUUCAUAAAAAUCUCAAUCGUUUAGGUCAAUCGGGCGAAAGCAAUUCAGCAUUCAAAAAUUUGCGGUUACUGUGCUCAGGCCACCAAGAAUUUAUAAAGUACAUUAACGACUUUAAUAAUUCGGUAAAAAAUAUUUUACUAGUGGAAUACUGUUUCUCGUCGCUAAUGUUCGCUGGCGCGGUGUUCCAAGUAAUGGCGGGGGUUAAUGUACCAUUCAACUGCAUGUUUGUGUUUGUUUUAUUUAGCCAAUUAAUUCUGUUGGCUUGGAAUUGCAACGAAAUAGUGAUUCAGAGUGGCAAAUUGUCUAGCGCCCUUUAUAAAAGCGAAUGGUACGACCAGGACAUUAAAACAAAAGUCCUUGUAUAUAUCAUGGUGAUGCGGUGUCAGAAGCCACUCAGUUUAACAAUCGGUUCAUUUGGUCCAAUGACUACGGAUGCUGUGAUUUCGAGGAUGAAGUUGACAUAUUCCUAUACAACAGUAAUGAGGGCAGAUUAAAAAAUUAUGGCAGGCUGCGUAAAAUCAUAUUUUCACUAAAAAAAUAUUAAAAAUGUCAGAAAAAAAAAUCAUAUAAAUUGAGUCUUUUCACCGGACGAAUGGAAACUUUCUACAACAAAAAGUGAGCCAGAUGAUUUGUUUAAGUUUUUUUAGCAGAAAAGAAAAAGAAAACUGCAUAAUUGUGAUUCUAAAAAUUUAGCUAUAAACUUAGUGAUACUUUGCUGUAGGGUACUGUGUUUUUUGUUAAAUACGAUAUAAUUGUAUGUUAUGUACAGCAAAUAUUUUUUAAUGGAUCAUUCGAAUAUUUUUUGGCAAAUUUGUAUGUGGCCUUUCAAUAAAUUUUGAAUAGAAAGAGCUGUUUUUAAUUAAUUUGCAAAAUAAAAUGGAUCAAUUCCCAGAUCCAUUAUUACCAUAG